AAAACUUCAUUAAAAGAGUGAGUGGCAAGACCAGAAAGCACUGAUGGUACCUGCUGUUUUAAAGCUUCAAAAUUGCUUUAAGGAAAUAUGAUGAAAGCAUUGCGGCUUUGGUUCAUGGAUCCUUUGCUUGAAUUUGGCAGAAUAUAGCAAUUUGGCUGUGAUUAUAGAGGUGGCAGUAACUUGAAGAGUUGUCCAUAAAUCAAGGUUGUUCCAUUUGAAGUUUACUUUCCACUGCUCAUUUGGUUAGAAACUGAUGAGUUCAAAAGCCAGAGGAAAUUUGACAGAAUGCAACAUCAUAUAACAUCUUUCUUUCAUUUGAUUUUCCUCCUUUCCUGCACUGUGGCAGGACUUCAUCAAGAACAGUAUCAGAAGAGAAGCUUCUAAUUUAUGAAGGGUCAUGGGCUUUUGGUCUGCCAGCUUUCAUCUCUCCUACAGACUCAAGAUAUUGAUGGUCAUUACCCUCUGCGUCUUAUUGAUACGCUGGGCUACCUCCACUUACCUGGUGGAUACUUUACAUGAAACUCCAGCAGCAAAGGGCAUGGCUGGAAGUUUUAGGAAGCCAACCACUAUUAAGGGGGAACAAAAGGAGAAUUCAGAGAUGAAGGCCUUGCUUACUGAGAAACUACCCACAGCAAGCCCCCUCUGCCCCUCUGUGUCUCCCUAUCUGCGAGGCCCCAGCAAGCUCACUUUCAGAACAUCUCUUACUCUGGAAGAACUGCGAAAACAGAAUCCUUUGGUAGCCAAGGGGCGCCAUAGGCCAAAAGAUUGCACGGCUCAGCAACGGGUGGCUAUAUUGAUUCCACACCGCAAUCGAGAGAAGCAUCUGCUGUACUUGUUGGAGAAUCUUCAUCCAUUCUUGCAGAGGCAGCAGCUGGAUUAUGGCCUUUAUGUCAUCCACCAGGCUGGCAAUGCCAAGUUUAACAGAGCAAAACUUCUAAAUGUGGGAUAUCUGGAGGCACUGAAAGAAGAGAACUGGGAUUGUUUUAUUUUCCAUGAUGUGGACUUGGUGCCAGAGAAUGAUUUCAACAUUUAUGUAUGUGGCAGUCAGCCAAAGCACUUGGUAGUUGGGAGAAAUAGCACAGGUUACAGGUUGCGUUACCAAGGAUACUUUGGCGGUGUAACUGCUCUGACAAGGGAACAAUUUCUGAAGGUGAAUGGAUUUUCAAACAACUACUGGGGCUGGGGAGGAGAGGACGAUGACCUCCGGAUCAGGGUUGAAAUGCAGAAAAUGAAGAUAAUCCGACCUUCCCCCAGUAUAGCCAAGUACACUAUGAUUUUUCACACUAGAGACCAAGGCAAUGAGGCAAAUGGCCAGAGAAUGAAUCUCUUGCAUCAGGUGCCUCGAGUAUGGAAGACUGAUGGGCUAAAUUCAUGCUCCUAUAAACUGCUUUCAAAAGAAUACAAUCCUUUAUAUACAAAUAUUACAGUGGAUUUUGGAAGGCAAACUAAGUUUUCAUAACCAUUUCUUAUGCCUAAUAAAUUUUAUAUGAAUGGACCAAAAAAAAGUAAUGACUUGAGCUACAGCAGUGAAAUAUUUCAUUUUCUGUUGGUGGAUACUCAACAAGUUCUUUACACAGGGGAUGUUUUUAAAACAUAGAUUUGUUAGUUACUUCCUUUUGAGCUACAAGACAACUUUGAUUAGCUGAAAAUUAAAGACUUUCUUUGAAUAAAAGUAAUCCUUUAUAAAGAAUUCUACUGAACAUUUUUUUGAAACAGAUAUAAGAACAAUUCAACCAUUAACUUUUCAAUGAAGCAAGACUUUUUUUCAACCCAACUUUUUAAAAUGUCUUUGUUUCUUCCAUUCAGCUGAAGAACUACUCAUAAUAUUCUAAAGAGGGGUGGUACAUAAUUUCUUUUUCUUAAACAAGGAAAAAAUAAAACUGAAUAGUGUAAAAGCUGUUUAUCUUCUGUUUUCAUAUUUAUCCCAAUAUCUGUUAAAGAAUGUGUGAGAAUUUAUUAUUAAAAGAAAUUGAUUAUGCUGUGCUUUUCAUUUUUUAAAGGAUAACAUCCAAACUUAUUUGCAUAGAGUACACAAGUAGAUAAAUUGAUAUUAAAUUAAAGCAUAUACCAUUGCUUUAGUCCUAUGGAAAAAUGUGAACCCUCACUAUAUUUUUAAAAAAAUGAGCCAGAACAAUAGUAUUCCAGCCACCCAAAGUCAAAUUAUUUUUGUAUUUUCAAGGUGGCUACCAGCAAACCACAUAAUAGGCUUGAAAAGCAAACACUCCUUAUUUUCUCCAGAUUUACAAAUGGACAGAGGGAAAUAAGAUUCAACAUUGGUGCUUUGAACAAACAGCAAUCUUGCUUAAAUAUUUACAGAUUUCCUACUCUUUCUAUAGGAAGGGUUCUAUGAUGAUUCAGUGAGCUAUAUAUGUGGGAUAUAAUACAGGGUAAAUCUCCAUAUCCAUUAAUUCCAGAUUUUUAAUACAGCAAAUACAUAAACAGCUGCUCUGUCUCAUCAGUUUGUCUACAGAAAUGUUUCAAAC
Protobothrops mucrosquamatus (brown spotted pit viper) is the source of this 2483-nucleotide messenger RNA. RefSeq names its product beta-1,4-galactosyltransferase 4 (gene B4GALT4). Gene Ontology annotation, biological process: carbohydrate metabolic process. Bases 398 to 1459 code for a protein of 353 amino acids. NCBI's taxonomy places the organism in Eukaryota, Metazoa, Chordata, Lepidosauria, Squamata, Viperidae. The transcript is spliced from 8 exons. The record is from RefSeq and is a predicted model, not a curated record. Gene Ontology annotation, molecular function: glycosyltransferase activity.